ACCAAUGAGCUUCCAGAACACUGGAGGGGUGGGCGGGCUCGGACCAAACGCGAACAUGGCGGCGUCCGUGGAUGAUGAUUUUGAGUUAAAUAACCAGGACUAUUACGCUCUACUCAACGUCAGGAAAGAGGCUACAUUGGAGGAGCUAAAGGCAUCGUAUCGGAGGCUGUGUAUGCUCUACCAUCCUGACAAACAUCGAGACCCAGAGCUGAAAAGACAAGCCGAACAGCUUUUCAACCAGGUGCACCAGGCGUAUGAGGUGCUGAGUGAUGCUCACUCCAGAGCCAUCUAUGACAUCUUUGGGAAAAAAGGGCUUGAGGUGGAAGGCUGGGAGGUGGUGGAGAGGAAGAGAACUCCAGCAGAAAUUCGAGAGGAGUAUGAAAGGCUGCAGAGAGAAAGAGAGGAGAGGAGACUGCAGCAAAGAACUAACCCUAAGGGUACCAUCAGUGUCGGUGUGGAUGCAACGGACCUGUUUGACCGCUAUGAUGAGGACUUUGAAGAGAUGCCAGGAGGAGGCUUUCCUCAUAUUGAAAUCAACAAGAUGCACAUUUCCCAGUCCAUAGAGGCCCCUUUGACGAACUCUGACACAGCAGUGCUGUCUGGUUCACUUUCUACACACAAUGGGAACGGAGGGGGCAACAUUAACAUGACAAUACGAAGGGUUACUUCAGCCAAGGGCUGGGGAGAGGUCGAGUUUGGUGCAGGAGACAUUCUGGGACCACUCAUUGGGUUAAAGGUGUUUCGCAAUGUCACUCCACGGUGUUUCUUGACAGCCCAGUGUGGUUUGCAGUUCUCUCCUCGAGGUUUGCGACCGAGCUGUUCUCUGAUGACGGCGCGCCACCUGGACCAGAACACCAUGGGUUACCUUCAGUGGCGCUGGGGGCCCAAUAGCGCCAUGACUACCAGCCUGGUCCGAGACACAAAGAGCAGCCACUUCACUCUAGCUCUGCAGCUGGGUGUGCCUCACUCCUACCUGAUGAUGAGCUACCAGUACAAGUUCCAAGAUGAAGACCAGACUAAAGUUAAAGGCUCUGUCAAGACAGGCUGGUUUGGCACUGUGGUGGAAUAUGGAGCAGAGAGGAAGAUCAGCCGACACAGUGUCCUGUCAGCCACUGUCAGCAUCGGCGUCCCACAGGGAGUCACACUCAAGAUCAAGUUGGCGCGUGCCAGUCAAACUUACCUGUUUCCAGUGCACCUGACAGAUCAGCUGCUGCCCAGUGCUGUCUUCUAUGCCACUGUGGGACCCCUGCUGGUCUACAUGGCCAUCCACAGACUGAUCAUCAUCCCAUAUACACAAGCACAGAAACAGCAAGAGCUGGAGCUGCAGAGGAAGAGUUCUGCCACGGACAUCGCCAAGAAGAAGCAGGAGGCAGAGUCUGCCGUUCUGCUGAUGCAGGAGUCUGUGAGGAGAAUCAUAGAAGCAGAGGAAUCCAAGAUGGGUCUGAUCAUCCUGAAUGCCUGGUAUGGAAAGUUUGUGUCAGACACUAGCCAGAAGCAGGAGAAAGCAAAGGUCAUCGACGUCACUGUGCCUCUGCAGUGUCUGGUCAAAGACUCCAAACUCAUCCUCACAGAGGCCUCUAAGGCAGGGUUGCCGGGCUUCUAUGACCCUUGUGUAGGAGAGGAGAAGAGUCUUAAAUUACUGUACCAGUUCAGAGGUGUGAUGCACCAAGUCAUCUCUGCAGACACUGAGCCUCUACGGAUACCCAGGCAAUCUCACAGAAUUGAGUCUGAGUCCUAGGAGCUCACCACUGCAGGAGCACCAGAGGGCAAAUGCAGAUAAAAAAGACUUUGUGUAAACUGAAGAACCCAUGAGUGGAGGGGACACAUCAAAAAUAAGUCAGAUUCUCUCCUCCAUUCCUCUUCUGUCAUGGUAUUAAUGAAUCCGUUUAUCAACUUCGUCCACUCCUCCCUCUCCUGUGGGCCAUCUCCCAGGUUCAGCAAAAAUACAGGAGUCAGCUCAGAGUUUCUACAAGGUGUCACCCUUUGAGUCUCUAGUCGGCUACACCUGACAGGGCUGCUCAAAUAUCUGCCUGCUGCAGGAGAUCAGACAUUGGCCCCAAGCAUAGUUUUAUAAAUGCUACUACACAGAGGGACUUGCUCAAAGAUAAAUUUAUAAAAAUUUCUUGACAUUUGUUAUGUCAAGUGUAUACAAACGAGCUGUGCUGUAAUUUUAGCCCUUAUCAUUGUAGUCUUUGUCCUGUAUGUGUAUCACCCUUGUUGUUUUGAAUCUAAUAAUGUUAUAACAUACCAGUCAAUUCACUUACUCAUGCAAAAUGUUUAGAGUAACACUAUGCAGGAUCGUGUCUCAUGUCUGUGACCCUAACGCUGGCCAAGAACUGAGGAAUGAUUGUGUAACUCGUGUUUUUGUUAAUGCGUUGAAAAUGUCUCAUCCUCAAUUUAUUAUGCCUUUCAGUGACAUGUCUGCUGCCAGUCAGCAGGUGCAAACUGGUGCUCAAAACUUAUAUCUGUGAGGGUUUGGCUUUGGAGUCUGGAGGAGGGAUAGCAUGGGAAGGAAAAGUGAAAGCGAUGCCCUCUGAUGGUAGUUAUCCAACGAAGGAGAGACAGGCUUGAAUUAUCUAUACAGAUUUUUUUUAAUUUUAAGAUCUCAGGCUAGACUGCAGUUUAAAGACAGAGAUUCCUUUUGUAUUUGAUUUGCGUCAGUGUUUACUGAUUAUCUUUGUGCAGUUGCAGCCAAAAAAGAAUAUUCUACUGUGUUUUUUUUUUAAUACAGUGGAGGCUAUAGCUUGUACAUCACUGGUGUUUAUCUGGCACAAAGCCAGUGAUGACAGUAACUACUGGUAUGGGUUUGAAACAUUUAAAAAAAAAAAAAAAAUGGAGAUAUGAAUGAAGAAUCUUUUUCCGGAUGGGAUGCAACCAGCAGAGGGCAUAGUUCAACACUGUCCCUCCGACAAAUAAUAACUUGUUACUGGAGCUGACCUGAGUAACACUAUAACUAUUUUACUUAUUAUGGCAUAUUUACAUGGUUACAUGAAUUUGGUGUUAAAAACCAGGUUUAGUGCGUACACCAUUCAUGUGCCAUUUCUGUUAGUUUGAUCUUGUUAUCCCUCCCCUUUUAUUUAUUUAAAAAUCCUGAAUUGAUUUAAUCUUAAAUGCAAUCUGAGUUCUUACACAAAGUAGCGUAUAAGAUGCUAAACCUAUAUUUUUCAUCCAGCAUUUUUAUGCCUGUCAUUUAGGUGAUAAUCUAAACUCAGUAACUCACCAUUGGUAGCUAUUUUCUGAUCAAUGUGGUGAGACUGACAUGGGGAAAUCUAAUAUCCUAUGAUGUACUUUUUGUUGAGUAUAGAUGUUGUAGGACAGAAGUCCCAAAGUUUAGUCCUUAUACUGAUGUAUUAUUUGUGUCAGUAGCUACAGUGGUUUCAGCUGAAGGUGGACUGGUACUGUAACUGCAAGGGGAAGGGUGAGGGUCUGUCAGUUAUUCUUCAUUUUGUUUGGGAACCCUGUAAUGAACUACGGAGAAUCCCUGAACACACUACUGUAGGAUAAAAAUUGUAUUUUACUGAAAAAAAGUGAUAUUUUGCACAAAAUGUACAGUAUUAAAAGCAAAAUUUUUAGGCUAGUUGACAUGAAAGUGGUGCUGAAGACUCUAAUAGUUAUUUAUACUAAACUCCAUAUGGUGCAUCUAAGAACAGUUAUUGGUCCAUUGGUCCCUGAUUGAUUCCGAUUUUGCCAUCAGUGGUAAGUUGUCAGGACGUCUGUCUCUGCGCAGCUCUACAGUUAGAUAAUGGUCUUGGCUUGGGGUCACUAUUACAGCAGCCAUUUUGCACUGAUUCUGUUUGUAGUAUUUGUCUCCUCUCUUUAGUUUUAAGUGUUCUGUAAAGUAUUUUGACAGGUCAGCUGGUCACCUCUGCUCUAGUGCAUCCAUGAGGCCAGCAGAAAGAUUGCUCCCUGCUGUUAAAUUACAACCCAUCAUCCAAACUGAUCCACCUUAUGUAAAUGUACUGA
Messenger RNA from Xiphias gladius (swordfish), 3963 nucleotides. RefSeq names its product dnaJ homolog subfamily C member 11-like. The record is from RefSeq and is a predicted model, not a curated record. The coding region runs from base 5 to 1738 and encodes 577 amino acids. Gene Ontology annotation, biological process: cristae formation. Lineage: Eukaryota; Metazoa; Chordata; Actinopteri; Istiophoriformes; Xiphiidae. The transcript is spliced from 16 exons.